AAACUCCAGAUACUGGAAUCUGAGAGUUUUAAAACAGAACCUCAAGGAUUUGAUGCUCAAGAAUCUCAUGAAUCCUGUUCAGAUCUUGUGUCUCCCAGUGUGAAGAGUGAAAGUGAUCUGGACUCCAGCUGCACUGCAGAUCUGUCCAGGAUUCAGUCCCUCAGCACUGCAGCACAGUUCACUGAGUUCUAUCAGGAGUCUGACCGGAUUAAAACAGAGAGCAAGAGACUAUUGAGCAUCCAGGUAGAACAGGACCUACAAUCCUUCGACACUGUCCAAUGUGGCUCUUUCAAAGAACAGCAGAAAGCCAACUCAUUCGUUGCAGUCGAGUCAAUUCACAUUGCUGAGCCCGGGACACAGCAGCUCGAAGGUGGACUCCGAACAGGAGGACCUGGGAACAGUACCGAACUGGUUAAAAUAGAGUGCGAUUUGUUCUCCGAAGGACUGCCUGCAGUAAAACCCGAGCUCACCGGAGAAGGACCGUCUGUAGCGGGACUUGAGCUCAAGAUAGAGGAACUGUCUGCAGCCGGAUCUGAGCUCACUGUGGGGGGGCCGACUGCAGGAGAAUCUGAAUCGUCUACAACGGGACCUCGGCUCUGCAGACGGAGACCGGAGGGAGGCCAGUCUGGGGGUCUGGGAAACGGGCCCAGGGGGGAGUGUCAGGGCGGAGGGAGGAGAGAAACCCCAUCCUUCCAGCUCGCCCAUCAGCCCCCUGGACCCUCCAGCCCACAGGAUGGCUCACCGCCUCAUGGGGAGGCCCAGGGCACAGCCUCCAGCCGAGCCAGAGGGGGGCAGCAUCGCUGCAGCCAGUGUGGGAAGACAUUCAGGCGUCCAAACAGCCUUCAGAUCCACCAGCAGACCCACACGGGAGAGAGGCCCUACUGCUGCAAGCAGUGCGGGAUGAGCUUCAAGAGGGCCGGACACUUCCAGAAUCACGAACGGACUCACGCAGGGCAGGGCGUGCACUGCUGUGCCCAGUGCGGGAAGACAUUCCUGCGUCCCAGGAGCUUUCGGAUCCACCAGCGCCUUCACACGGGUCACAGGCUGCACCGCUGCGCCCGCUGCGGAAAGACGUUCAACUGGGCGGGGAACCUCAAGCGCCACGAGCAGAUCCACAGCGGGGAGAGGCCCUACUCCUGCCUGCAGUGCGGCCAGAGCUUCCCGAGGGCGGCCGAGCUCAGGCGCCACGACUUCAGCCAGGCGGGGGCGCUCAAGCGCCACGAGAGGAUCCACACCGGGGAGAGGCCCUACUGCUGCGAGCAGUGCGGGAAGAGCUUCCGGCAGCCAGGGCACCUGCAGCGGCACGGGCGGAUUCACGCGGAGGUGUCGUAUUUACCGUGA
Molecule: messenger RNA, 1341 nt
Organism: Lepisosteus oculatus (spotted gar)
Lineage: Eukaryota; Metazoa; Chordata; Actinopteri; Semionotiformes; Lepisosteidae
Source: RefSeq, a predicted model, not a curated record